This is a messenger RNA of Paramecium octaurelia, 3042 nucleotides long. The record is from the annotation of a GenBank genome assembly. Lineage: Eukaryota; Ciliophora; Oligohymenophorea; Peniculida; Parameciidae.
AUGUAAUAAAUUGAUUAAAUAACUUUAUAAGGAUAUGAGAUAGAAAAAUAUGGCUAAUAUUUAAGCGGAGAUUAAUUUAAAGUAUAUGGAGCGAAAAUAGUUUCAACAGGUGAAUUUGUAGCAUUAAAAGAAUAAUCUCAAAUUACAAUGUUAGAAGAGGAUUUAUUAAGGCAUUAAUAAUGUAUAAAAUCAAAACAUAUUAUUGAAAUCAAAAUUUUUGAAAUACGAAAUUCAAAAGUUUUUGUAAUUAUUGAGAAAGUGAAAAAAUUAUUGCAGGAUUAUAUAUUUGAAAAUGAAUUCAAAGAAAAAUUAUAAAUUGAAAAAUGCCUUUUAUUUCUUCAGAUAGUUCAAGCUGUUAAAGAAUUUCAUAGAUUUGGUAUAUUUCACAGAAACUUAAAACCUAUCAAUUUUGUUGUUUGUGAAGAUGCAAAUAAUUCCAUUAAGGUUAAGCUUCUAGACUUUGGACUAAUCUAAUUUAUAACAGAUGAUGAUUAAAAUAAAUUACUUCAAUAAGGAUAGAUUGAAUACUUAGCUCCUGAAAUUCUAGUCUGCGAAUACUAUGAUAAAUCAGUGGAUGUAUGGUCUCUUGGAGUGAUUUGGUUUUAAAUGCUAACAGGAAUUGUUCUAUUUAAAAGCAACAAGAAAUAACUCACUUAAGAACUCAUUAAUUAAUAAAUUGAGGAAAAUGGAAAUUAAAUAAAUGGGAAUAUCUAAAAUUUAAUAAAAAAGAUGUUGGUUAUCAAUAGUUAGGAAAGAAUCUCUCUUGAGUUAUUAGUUAGUUAGUUGCAAGAAAUUUGUCAAAACAAAUAAAGCAUCAUGUCGUAGAACCAAGAUUAAGAAAAGGUCGAUUAAUUAAACCAGUUCAAAAAUAACCUCUAAGAAUAACUCGAUAAAUAAUUUAAUGAAUAAUCAUAAUAAGCUAUCCAAAGAAAAUAAAUGCAUAUGAGAAAAAUAAAGAUUGAAAUUAUAGAAGAUGAAAUCCAUUAAACCUCAAACAAUCUUUUACACUUUUAAUAGCAAGAAUUAAAUAAUUAGUAAUUGCAUGCUACAUCAGAACAGCUCACAUAUUAGAGUCAGUUAAACAAAUGGUCAAAUAGAGAUUAGGAUUUUAUAUAGUUCCAAGAAAAAUAUGAUGCUUAAAUUACAGAAAUGAUUUAAAAAUAAGAGGAGAAUAUAGAUAAACGUUGGAAUGAAAAGUCUGAUUAAAUAACUAGAGAUAUCAAUUUAUAAAUUAAAUAGCAACUUUUAUUAGAUUAUAAUUUAUAUAUGUCUAUUAAAGAAAAUGAAAUUAAAGGAGAAUAAGUUUCAGGUCCUGAUUUAUUACAACAAUAAAUAAUAAUACAGGACAAUAAAAAAUAAUUAGAUUUAUUGAGAAAAUAAUUAGAUAAUUCAUCUAUUAAAACCUAAAAACAAUAAAAGUACGAAGCUAUCGAACAGACACUAAAUUUAAUCCAAUAAUAAUUAAAUGAAGAUUUGGAUACAUCUUCUUAUUAAAUAGCUGAAAGAAAUAGGAAAUUUUAAAAAGAGUUAAUUAAUAUCAAAAUUGAGAUUGAUUCAAUUGAAAAAGCAAUUGAAUUGGAGUAUUUAGCAACUAAAUUAAAAAGAGACAAUUUGAAUUUAUAAAAUAAAAGUUAAACUUUAUUUCUUGAAUAUUAAAGGUUGAUAGAUGCUUAAAUAUUAAAAUUGCAACAAUUAUAGAAAUAAAAUGAUCAUUCCAGUACAGAAACUUUGUAUAUUAUGUAUUUUAAUGAUAAAAUUGAAAAAUUAAACAAGUAGAAGUAAAAUAUAAAUAACAAAUUAUAAUCUCUAAUUUAAGGUUUCUAAAAUUAAUAAAUUGAAAAUCUACUUCAAUCAUUUCAAAAGCUUAAACUUUUUUAUUCGAACCUAAAUAAUAUCAUAAGUUUUGAGGAAUAGUCAACGUUAUAAUUAAGUUCAUACGAAAGGGUUAAUUAAACAUAAAGUUUACCUAAUUUGAAUUAAAAACUUUAAGAUCAAAUUAACUAAUAGCUAGACUUAUUAGAUUUGAUUUCUUAUUCAUAAUAAACUUAAAUUUAUUGUACAGAUAUCAAUAUUAUCAUAAAGUAAUAAGAGAAUAAAAGGAAAUUGCUUUAAACAUUAAAAUUGUAAAAUGAAGAAUUGUUGGAAUGUUAAAGAAAGUUGCAAGAAAAUAAUCUUGUAAUCGAGGAAUAUAGAGAAAGGUUUACUUAAUAAUUGUAUUUCAAUAGUUUUUAAAUCUUUUCCGAAGCUAAUUAUGAAGAACUUGCUUUUAAACUUAAAGAAAUUAUCAAUUUACUAGAGUUGGUAAAAGGGAGACUCCAAUUCUUUGAAGACAAUCAAUUUUAUGAGCAUAUUAUUGAUUAAUGGAAUAGGAUUAAUUCUUAUAAAUAAGAAUUAUAAAUAAUGAUCAAUGAGAUCUUUGAAUCAAGGGAAAAUUACAGCAAUCAUUAAUUGUAAAGCUAAAUAGAUAGAAUGGGAGUUUUAAUAAUUUAGAUUAAAUUAGGACUUAAAACUAUCCCAUCCUUUGAGUAAAUUUAAAGAUUUAAUCUAGAAUGCAGAUAGAAUGAAAAACAUUACUUCGAACUCUUUACUUUGGUUAUUUACAUAAAACAAUAUAAUUGCUUGAGAUACAUAAAUAGAUGGUUGUCUUUGUAAAAUAAAACCUUAUCCAAAUAAUAGAAUUAAACUUUUAGUUAAGCUUAAAUUAUUUCAUAAAAUCAUUUAAUAUAAGAAAUUACUUCAUAUAAUAACGAAAGAACAAACAUUCACAGUUUGAUGCAAGACUAUUUAAAGUGUCUAAAAGGAUAAAGAGAACAAUUUAAUCUUGAAUAGCUUUAAGAGAAUAAUGAAUAUAUAGACAAAUUGAAACAAAUAUUAGAAAGUAAAAUUAAAAACAAAAUCAAAGUAAAGUUAAAUAGCAGAAUCAAUGAUUAAACUCAAGUAAAUGCAAUUAUUAAUAAAAUCCUACUCUUUGAAUUUUAACCACUUCUCUUUUAUAAAUAAUUGGCAAUAUUUUCAGAUUUGAUUUAAUGUUAGCAAGACUGA